Messenger RNA from Alternaria novae-zelandiae, 885 nucleotides. RefSeq lists its product as uncharacterized. Lineage: Eukaryota; Fungi; Ascomycota; Dothideomycetes; Pleosporales; Pleosporaceae. The record is from RefSeq and is a predicted model, not a curated record. The transcript has 2 exons. The coding region runs from base 1 to 885 and encodes 294 amino acids.
AUGGUACCAGAGGACUUCGACACAACCUGGGCGUCAUCACAUCUUCCGCAUAAAUAUGGCGGUCUCAAGGUCUGUUACAUUGAACAGAUCCUCGAGCCCACCAUGUUACCGACAAGGACAGAGACUACCGGGAGGACAUUUGACAGAUCAUCACUCGUACCCUUAGGCACACCGGGCUCAUCUCCGGCCGCACGCUCGUCAGCUCAAUCCCUCACAAACAGACCGUCGCUAAAGCUGAACGACUUUUGCGGAACGAUCCACCAAAGCUUUGACCAGGAAGUGGGAAUUUAUCCGAACGGCUUCAACCACGACAUCACUCUCAUCAAACCCGCGCAUCGGACUUUGGUGAAAGAUGUCGCGUCCCCUAUCAGCGGUAUCGGUUGGCUCAACCACGAUUCGUGGAUUUCGCUCCGCCAGCAGACGACAACAAUCAAGAUCUUAGCUGAUGCCGAAAGCUCAGAGUCCGCGGGAGGCUCACAGGCAGCAAAAAGCAUCAAAUGCAGUCGUCCAUCAGACAUCCUCGUGGUAGGCGAAGGCAUCUUCCUGAACCAGAAAGCUGCAGCGGGCAAUUCGAAGAGUCUCAAACACCACGAUGCGGCAACAUGGGAGGAUCUCGUGUCACGCGCAAUCCUGUACCGUGUCUAUCCUGAUUUCGACCCACCGAACGGCCAUAGCGGCACUGCACUUUAUGCGGAUGGAACGAGGACCGAUGGAACCGAAGGCCCAGGUGUCGUAGGCUUCCAAAGCUUUGUACAGCGCAGUGGUCACGUGCAGAAUUUCGAGAUGGAGGGUGAUGCACUGGAGCGGCGAUUGAGAGCUGGAAGAGUUGCAUUCUAUGGAGCGUUCGAAGUCCCCGCCGAACUCAAGAAGUACCAUAUAUACUGA